CUUAAUAUAAGUUAUUUCGAUUAGUAUAAAUUAAUGCAUGAGACUCUCGUAAUUAAUUAAAAUUUCUAUUUUGAUCGAAGUGCACUAAAUGUUGGUUUUUUGAAAGUUUUAUAUUCUUCAAAAUGUAUUAUAACAGAAGUCAUUCACCUGGCCCCUUCUUUGAGGGAAGAUGUAGUUCCGGAAGAGGGCAUUCCUAUAACAAUUACAUAAGCGAUAUAAUAAGUUCUUUGCCACCUAGAAAUCCAACAUUUCAGAGAGUUAUAAAUUCUGAUUUCGGGAGACAGGAACGUUCCAGAAGCCCAGUAAGGGAUUACACAGGAACAAGAUUGUCAAAUUUUAGGCCGAUAUCAGCAGCACUAUCUGGUGACACUUCGCCGGUUCUUCGGCGUAGAGAUUUUUCAACCGUCUCUUCGCAGGCGUUAAGCGAAUCUCGUUCUUCGCCCAUAAAUUGGCUAAAUUCUGAUGAUUACAGUUAUAAUAAUUCGAAACCAAGAAGUUAUUAUGAUUUCCCAAGUAGCAAUUCUCGAUAUAGUUCAUACACUUCCCCAAUUAGAAGGCCACAGAGGACUGAUUAUUCGGAUUACUUGCGACCUGUUUUACAGGCCAGACCCAUGUUAAAGAGCAAUUUUGUUCCUAGAUCCCGUGCUGAGCGAGAAAAUGCAGGUAUGCCAAUUGUACGUGAAAGAAAGCUAAUAAAAUUUCGUGAAAUUACCAACGAUAUUUUGAAUAAAGUUCGGCGAAAAAUAUCGUGGGACUUAGAUGAGGAAAUUGACUCGCCUUUAAUUAAUGAAAUGAGGAAAUUAAAUCCUGAACUAUCUGAUGACAAAAUAGUAAAUGAGAAAACUAGAAGUCGGGAAAGCAGUUUAACCAGAUUUGGUUCCCGAGACUAUUUAUCGAACACUCGUGGUUCAUCUCCUGCAGCUGGAUCUCCUAGAGCAUCAGCUUCUCGACGUUUAUCUGAUGAUCAUACUUUAGAGCCUAGGUCUCCUAGUUGUUCAAGACGCUUUUCUUCGCCGAAGACUACUAUAGCAAGAAGAGCAUCAAGGGAAAACAGUUUUGAUGCUUUAGAUUCUGCUAAAACAGCUCCGGAAUUUAGAGAUCCUCCCAUACCUCCCCCAAGAAAAAAAUCCUUUAGCUCAGCUCAUAAAGUUAAGAAGUCUCGAAAAUCAUCUCUUGAUGAUCUGGAUGAAAAGAGUUUGAAUCAUAGCAUAAUUGCAGAUGAAAUUAAAAGGCAACAGGGUGCUUCGAACCUCCAAAGGCUUCUUAGUUUGGCAGAUUCAUCGAAGGCCUUAGAACGUCCUGAAUCGAUAACACAAAACGAAGUAACAUGUUUAGAGCAUAGGCGGAGCAGUGAAGAUCAAAAAAGCAAUGAAGUUUCUCCCAGUGUUAAUUCCAAUUUAGUUUCUGCUGAUAGCACCGUCGAUAAUAUUCUAACUCAUCCUCGUAGACGUCGUCGUCUUCACUGCAUUUCCAAUGAUAGUUCCGAUCAGAACGUUGAAGAAAGCAGAUCUCGUUGUCGAAGUCGUGCUCGCAGUAGAGUUAGAGAUGACUCUUUACCACAAACUGUAUCAGCAGAAGUGACUGUGAAUGAUGUUUCUUACCCCAUAAAUAGAAUGCACAGGAAAUCUGUGAAAUAUAAAGCAGAUAAUUUAACACCUGUUCCUAUAUCCAAUGAAUCCGUGACCCCCUCCAUUCAGAAUUGUGAAGUUUCUCCUGUGAUAAAAGAUAUAAAAUCAUCUAUAACUAAUAAAAAAGACAACAGUCGUCAUCCAGGGUUAGAGGAUCUUAAACUUAAAACUAAUAUAAUUACUAUCUCAAAUAAGAUGGAUACAAAUUUAAAAAGCCCUGUAUCUCCUUUAAAUAACAAAAUGAACGCUGGUAAGGAACAUAAAUCGAAUGAUAAAAUUUUAGAUGUAAAGUCAACUGUAGAUAAGAAUCAAAAGGUAAUUAAUAAAUAUGAUUCACCGUUGAAUAGCACUUCUAACUUACACAAAAUAAAAAAUAAAAAGAUAACCACUGGCAGUAGUUAUGCCGAUGAAAUAGCGGAUAAAAAUAUUAUAGGGAAAUGUGAAGAGAAAAGUGAUAUGUCGGAAAGAACUAAAUUCCUGUCGAAAGCUGAAUCUAAUUUGGACAAAGUAAAUAACAAAAAAGUAGUUAACGCUUCUUUUAUUGAAGAAAAAAUUUCUCAUGAAGCUAAAAGAAAGGGACAAACGAGUCAUAAGCAACUUUUGCAAACCAAUAUUGAACCCAAAUUAACCAAAAUUAAGGAAAAGAAAAUUCCUCAUGCUUCUAUUUCUGAAAAAAGUGCUUCUAAAGAAACUGAAGGUAUUAUAAAAAGUAGUAAAACGAACACUAAUAAAAUUGCUACGCCUUUAGAUAGUCAGAGUAAAGAAUCUGAAGAAGUAAUCGUAGUAUGUAAACUGCCACAGCCGAAAGGAAAAGUCGAAAAAGCAAAAUUUCCGGGUCAUAAUGCCUCCAAUUUUUACAAAAACAUUCCUGUUGACCAAGACAUCGUUGUUUCUAUUGUGAAAAAAGACGAUGUUGUAGGAAGUGUGCAUAUUUGCGAGAAAAAUAAAUCGCGGCAUGAAAAUUCAUCUGCGGUAUUACCAAUCAUUCCAGUAAAGCAAGCAUUUCCGUUUUCGGAACCUAUACGUGAAUCCCAGUCAGGUUCCUCAGAAAUUUGUGAUAUUCAACCAAAAGCUAAAAAUUCCUCUUCUACUGCUGGGAGGAGAGACAAUGAAAAUAAUGAACUUCAUGUAACUCAUACCGUUGUUUUAAAACCCAAAAUUCAAAAGAAAGAUUUGUCGAAACAGGUAAAAUUCGAACCACAAAAAAAUAUUAGUGCUGUUCGAUUAAAUUCCAUUCCUGAUGUCAUUCAAACUACCAUUAAUGUAAAUAUGAGAUCUGAUGUGAAGCCAGAUAUUGCUAGUCAGGCGAAGCAAACGACAGUGCAUUCUAAUAUUCCUGAAGAUCAGUUAAAACCUGAUAAAUCUUUUGUAUUACCAAACAUUAAGGAGAACAUUGUUAAUAAUGAAGUUGUUUCAACUGCUGCGCCUAAAGAUAUUUCUAAUGAACCUAAUGAUCGAAAAUGUUUUAAAGGUUUGCCGAAUAUCACGAAAAGUGACAUUUCACUUAGUAAGGAAAGGAACCAUAAAGCUGCUGGUGCGUCUAUUCUGUCACAAGAUGUGGCAGUGGCAGACGCUGAAAGCGUUACUACUAAGACUAUUCUUCAGCCCUCUGUUUGCAAAACUCAUACGGACAAAGAUUUGGUCAAAAUGCAAAACACAAUUCUUACAAAACCAGAUAUCUUGACAUGUACGAAUGAAAGCAAAGCUUCACAGAAAGAUCAUGCUAUAGGAAGCAACGCUGCAGUACCUAAUAAAGAAAAGGAGGAACUACUAGAACAAAAUAAAACAGAAUGUCCCAAGUCCGACAAAAACAUUUCGAAGUCUUACAAUAAAGCGAGGGAAGAAACUCAUUUGAAGCUAACUCCAAACCUGGCUCGUAAAAAUGCUGAAAAUUCGAAAACUUGCUAUAAAAGAUCUGCUACUACGCCUGAUGUUAAUGCAGUCCUGGAAGAACGUCGUCCUAGCUAUUCAAAAAGCGAUUCAUUAUUGUCUGGGAAUACACAUGAUGAGAAGUCUUGCAAGAAAUUUGAUCAUGUGAUGCCGAAUUCUAAUGAUGCACCGACUGCGUUAUUGAGUAAAGAAGUUUCUUGUACUGAAAGUAAAGGAAAAGAUAACUUAAUUUCCCCUACUGACAUAAAAUUCGAUAAAAAUGGCAAAAUUCCAAUCUCUAGGCCAGAUGAUAAGCAUAUGGAGAGAAAUUCAGCUUUGGAAGAAUCUCGGAGAACUCAGAAUUUGCUUAAGCCCUCACUUGCUGUGGAAUCUAAAACUCUGACUGAAAAUGAGCCCCUUGUGAAACAAGAACAGAUCCUUAAAAAUCAUGUCGUGGAAAAUUCCUUAAAUAAAUUAUCGCCUGCCUCGAAAUACGAAGAAAUUUCGAAGGACGCUGAUUCGGUGAAGUCCGCAAAAGUAGAUGCUAAAGAAGGGAAAGUUUCAGAAAAUGCCGAGAGUGAGAUUAGGAAUAUAGCACAAAGAAUCGAUGAUUCUUCUGCCGUCAGAAUCAAAACUGUUUCAGCCACAACUAAGGAGAAUGUCUUUUCUUUAGUGAACUUACCUACUUGUGAAAUGCAAAGUAUAUGUCAAGAUGUAAAUUUCGACAAAAUUAAGUUAAGUAAAAAUUCAGCACCCACUUCUAAUAUACAGUUAGUUUCGGAUAAUAAAUCUGUUGAGAAAGAUGUGUCUGCUGUUAUACCACCGGUAUCAGAAAAACUGCACAGUGCUUUAAAGCCUGAAAAUGUAAGAGAUGAAGAUAUGAUCAAAAAAGUGCCUGAAACUAAUUCUUUGGAAAAUCUGAAAACCUCGUUUACACUGCAAUUAGCAUUUAAUGAAAGCAAUGUUGCAAGGACACUGGAUGUGGAUACAAAGUCAGAAGCACGUAAGCUGCCAGAAAGUUCGAAUACUGAUAUUAUGCAAGUCGGCAAUAAAAUAAGCAGUCAUUUAUUAAAAGAUGAAAAUUCGAAUCUUCUCAUAAGCAAAACUCUAGAAGGGGGUAUUCUUCAAGAAAUAUCAAAGCCUGACGUUAUAGGUAGUCAUAAAGAACUGAAAGAUGACGCCAUUCGUAACAAAGAACUUUCUACGGAAUUGACAUCCAAAGAGAAUAUCUGCACUGCUGGUUCUAAAUUACAUUCUUCACAUUUAAAUGAUUUCGAAGCAAAUAAUAUUGUUUUUCCUAAAUUAAGCUCUUCUUUUGAAUCAUCGCUUACAAAUAAACUUUCUGAUCAAGAGAAUUUACCUAACUCUAUAAGCAAGCAGACAGACACAAGAGAGAAAAAGGGAGAUAUAUUGAACUAUAGCAAAAUAAAUAAAGCGCGCAGUGCUGAUGACACUGAUUUCAAAUCGGAGGUUGAUCUUGAAAAGAAAAAGCUCGGAUCUGCAAACAUCAUACACCAAAGUUUUGCUGAAAGCCAGAAUAAUUUGAGUGACAGUAAAUCAUUCUUUCAUGUCCCAGAACCCAGUAUUAAGGGAGCAAAGUACUCAGUAAAUACAAACUCUUCAGUUGAGGCAGUGAACGAUUCAAUGAACUUUGGUAAAAAAGCAGUCAAAUGUCCACCAGAUUCCAAUUGUGGAAAUUUAACUGACAGAGAAAAUAAAGUAAUGUCAGAUGCAACAUCAGAAACUGAAGGAAAUAUCUCUAAUGGCAUUUCAAAAGACUCUAUAAUUUGCACUUCAGAUAACUAUAUGAAAAUAAAGAAAACUUUAUCUCAAAAGGGUGAGCUGGAAGCUUCAGAUUUAGUCAACUCUACCACUUCAGUUAGUAAUAAGAAGUUCCUAGAAAAAACAGAGACAGAAAGUGUAAAAAAGACUGAUGCAAAUGGCAAUGAAACUGAACUCAUAAAUGAAAAUUAUCCAAGUCUAACAAACAAGGCAAAAGAAGUGAAGCUGCUCCCUCGUAGUCCUCCACCAGUUCGAAUUGGAUUAUUUAUAAAAUCGGAUCCAGAACCAAUACCAGAAAGUUCCUCAUCCUCUGAAGAUUCUUCGGACUUGUCUGAUGAUGAUGACACUUCUGCAAUAAGGCAAUCAAGUGCACAACUGUCUAAUCACUGCGAAGCACAAGGAAAUGAAUGUAAUGUAACUUGUCACCAGAAGUGUGAAAGGCACAUGCCAAAUUUAUGCGGCGUCAACCAGAAACUGCUGUGUGAGGUUUUGGAAACAGUAAGGAAAGGAAAAUCUCCUGAUCGGGACGAAAAAUCUCGAACGAGAAGUCAGACAUCGAACGCCUCAAUAUAUUCAUCUCUUUCAUCGUCAACUACAUGCACUACUUUUUCGACAUCGUCUCUUGAAGAUGAGGGCAAAAGUCCAACAAAAGAAAGUACACCGAAAACGCUAAGGUUUCGAAAAUAUGAAAUAGAUGAUUUUGUGUUCCUCAAGUUACUAGGAAAAGGCAGUUUUGGUAAAGUGCUGCUUGCUGAGUUGAAGGGACAUGAUAUGUAUUUUGCCAUUAAAUGCCUGAAAAAAGAUGUUGUUUUGGAAGACGAUGAUGUAGAAAGUACUAUGAUAGAAAGGCGAGUUCUUGCUUUGGGUACUCAACAUCCUUACAUGUGCAAAUUGUAUUGUACUUUUCAAACUAAGAGUUAUCUGUUCUUUGUUAUGGAAUAUUUAAAUGGAGGUGAUCUGAUGUUUCAUAUACAGCAAAGUAAAAAGUUUCCUGAGCAAAGAGCCAUGUUUUAUGGCGCAGAAAUCGUGAGUGCUCUGAAAUUUCUACAUAAAAGAGGCAUUGUAUAUAGAGACAUCAAACUGGAUAACGUGAUGCUGGAUGAACAAGGUCACGUUCGUCUGGUGGAUUUUGGGAUGUGCCAGUGUCGUAUAUAUAAAGAGGAAUGUAUGCCGUUCAAUUUCUGCGGCACCCCUCAGUACAUUUGUCCUGAAAUAAUCCUUGGACAGAAGUAUAAUCAAUCUGUAGACUGGUGGUCUUUUGGAGUCCUUUUGUAUGAGAUGAUAACUGGGAGGUCUCCUUUUUAUGGUACUGAUGAAGAUGAGUUAUUUUGGAGUAUAUGUAAUGAGGAGCCACCCUACCCAAGGUAUCUUUCAAAAGAAGCCAGGCAUAUUCUUGGUUUGCUUUUGGUGAAGUCUCCUUCUAAGAGAUUAGGUAUGCCAUCAUGUCCUGCUGGAGACAUUAAAGAUCAUGCUUUCUUUAGUACAAUAAACUGGGAUAAAUUGGAGAAGAAACAAAUUCCACCUCCUUUCAAGCCCAAAGUGUUAAAUGCAUGUGAUACCAGCAAUUUUGACCAUAAUUUUACUAUGGACUCUGCCACUUUAAGUCCUGUUGACUCUGAAAUACUGGCAUCGAUGGACCAGGAACAGUUUAAAGGCUUUAGUUAUACGAAUCCUCAUAUUACUGGUUGACAUUUUUCUAGUCAUCUAAUAAUAUAACUUAUUAUGGAUAUUUAAAUCAGUUCAGUGCUUGGUGGAAAAGUCAGUGCAUAAGAGAUUUUCAUAAUACUCAUUAUGACACGUAUUUAGAUGUUAUAGUACAAACGUCUUGCAGUCAAUGACCAUCGGUGUGUGAAUUCUUCCUUCCUUCAGAAAUGGCAGGAAGUAAAAAGGCAAAUGAAAUUUAGGAAUAAUUUUAUAAAAUGUCCGUGAGGAAUGGUAUAUUUGAUAUAUUCUUUCACAUUUAUCUGUUUGUAACUAUCAGCAUGUACAAAACUAUUUCAUUGCCAAAACAUAUGAAAUAAAGUUAUCAUUAAGAAGUA
Stegodyphus dumicola is the source of this 7318-nucleotide messenger RNA. RefSeq lists its product as uncharacterized. The record is from RefSeq and is a predicted model, not a curated record. Lineage: Eukaryota; Metazoa; Arthropoda; Arachnida; Araneae; Eresidae. Gene Ontology annotation, molecular function: ATP binding; protein serine/threonine kinase activity. Gene Ontology annotation, biological process: peptidyl-serine phosphorylation; intracellular signal transduction.